This is a messenger RNA of Apis mellifera (honey bee), 2014 nucleotides long. Its product is annotated as UDP-sugar transporter UST74c. Gene Ontology annotation, molecular function: GDP-fucose transmembrane transporter activity; antiporter activity. Bases 517 to 1536 code for a protein of 339 amino acids. The transcript is spliced from 4 exons. NCBI's taxonomy places the organism in Eukaryota, Metazoa, Arthropoda, Insecta, Hymenoptera, Apidae. The record is from RefSeq and is a predicted model, not a curated record. Gene Ontology annotation, biological process: ubiquinone biosynthetic process. Gene Ontology annotation, cellular component: mitochondrion; mitochondrial inner membrane; Golgi apparatus.
UUUUAAGUCCAAUGUAUAAUAUGAACGAUAUAAUUGUAUGUUACUGUAUUUUAUAUUGUAUUUUUGUUUUUCUAAUUAAAGAUAAAAAAAAACAUAUAUAACGUAGUAAAAAAUCACUUAUUUGCUUAAGAAGAAAUAAGAAUAUAAAGUAGUACAAGAUGAAGUAACAUAAAAUACAUGUGUGUGUCAAUGAAGCAUAAUAUAAAUUUGAAGAUAUUCGAAGAACAUAAUUAAAGAAAAAAGGAGGAUCGAUGUAUGUUGUUAAUAGAUCUUCAUGAUAUUGAGCAUCAUUCAUUCAAUGGAAUAGUGAGAUCUUUUUUAAUAAUCAUCUUUAGGCAGAAGAGAAAAAAUAGAACACGGAUAGAACAAUGAUAAGGUUAUAUCAGUGUACGUUUUAUCAAAUUUGACAUAAAUUCAGUGUAAUAAUAAUAAUAAGAAAAUUAUAAUUGGAACGAAAUAAAUUGAGAGAAGAAAAUUAAGCGCGAAGAAAUUAUUGAAGACUAUAUUUCAAUCGGUAUGCCGUGGAGUCAUAAAAAUGUGAUAUUCGCGAGAAUUGGUUCCGCCCUAUUUUACGGGUUAUCUUCAUUUAUGAUCACAGUUGUAAAUAAAACUGUGCUAACGUCAUUUGAAUUUCCUUCGUUUCAAUUGCUUGGCAUAGGACAAAUGGUGGCUACUAUCGUAUUACUUUUCACAGCAAAAAAAUUGCGUUAUAUUGAGUUUCCUAACCUAGAACGAGCAACGUGUAUCAAGAUAUGGCCAUUACCCAUCAUUUACAUCGUUUCAGGCUGGCUAGUUCGAAGAUUUUACAACAGCGAUGUCUCAUCAUCAUUCACGAUGGAUUAUGCGAAACAUCGUAUAUCUCUGUCAACGGUACAACGCGCGAUUUUGACAGUUGGUGCUGCUGCGAUAUCACUUCUCAAUCCUUAUCGAGGUGACAUGAUCGCAUGCUUGGCAGAAACAACCGGUACUGAUGCUCUUUCCUAUUGUCAUCGGCAAAUGCUUGCAACCUCUGAGGGAUGUCGCAUUCUUGCCGAAAAACCACGCAUAUCCUCUUCAACAGUUGAUUUUUCCGCGUUAAAACGAUUACCAGCAGGAACUCUUGGAAAAAUUUAUUAUGAUUUCUUGGAAGUAAAUAAUGUAUCUCCCGAUUCAAGAACUAUGGUCAAAUUCGUCCAAGAUACUGAAUUGGCGUAUGUAAUGCAACGAUAUCGAGAAACACAUGAUAUUUAUCAUGCAAUACUUUUGAUGCCAACUACAAUGCUUGGGGAAGUAUCAGUUAAAUGGAUAGAAGCAUUGCAAUUACGUUUGCCAAUGUGUUUAAACGGAGCGAUAUUUGGAGCAUUUCGAUUGCAUCCAAGGCAAAGAAAAUUAUAUCUUGAUCAUUAUCUUCCAUGGGCUAUUAAUACAGGAAUUAAAGCAAAAUUUCUUUUGGGUAUCUAUUUUGAGGAACGUUGGGAACAACCUCUUGUUGAUUUCCAUCGAGAAUUAAACAUCGUUCCUUUAAUAUCGAUGGAAAAUAUUUAUAAUGAUAUGUAAAGUCUUAUCUCAAACGCUUUUUUCUCUGUUAUAUAAUAACAAGAAUAGAAGUUAUUAGGUAGUAUAUAACAAUUUUUUUAUUCACCGUAACGUUGGAAAUAUGAAGAAUAUAAUUUUUAAUGGAAUACGUAUGAUUUGUAUUACAAAUAUUUCGAUCGCUAUAAUCAGAAAUUUUAAAAAAUUUAUAUUCCUGUGUAUAUAUAUAGUGCAUAUACGCGCGAUACGAUGAAAAGUUGAUUCAUUUACAAGCAAUCAACAAUCUGACUAGCAUCAUAAUGGACAUAAUAUUCUAGUUUUCGGUAAGUAUUAGUAAAUUGAUCAAUAAUUACAUUUUGAGAUCACAUAUCGCAUAAUAUGAAACGAUAUUUGUAAUAUUGAUUGUCCCAUUUGGUUUGUGGUAACGCGCACAAACUAUUACGAAUGACUAAAUUUUGAUAUAAACAGAAUAUAUACUUAAAUAAUAAUUAUUCAUUUGGCA